Messenger RNA from Macadamia integrifolia, 2064 nucleotides. Its product is annotated as ethylene-responsive transcription factor RAP2-13-like. Lineage: Eukaryota; Viridiplantae; Streptophyta; Magnoliopsida; Proteales; Proteaceae. The record is from RefSeq and is a predicted model, not a curated record. Gene Ontology annotation, molecular function: DNA binding; DNA-binding transcription factor activity. Gene Ontology annotation, biological process: regulation of DNA-templated transcription. The transcript has a single exon. The coding region runs from base 564 to 1706 and encodes 380 amino acids.
AGUGACGAGAGAUUACAGAAAUUGUAGAAAGAAAAAAGGAAAAUAAUUGAGUGAUUGUGAGGAUUUUCUCUGCUUACUUCUUCAGAGGCUUUUGGAGUUUGAUCGUCUUCUUCUCUUCUUUUUUUCCCCCUCUUCUAAUUCCCGCUUCUCUGUAUCCCUUUCUGUCAUCAUCUGUCUUUCAAGAUUUGGUUUUUGGGUUUGUAUUUUUUUGGAUUUUCAAAGAAUUAAAAAAAAAACAAACUUUGAAAAAGUUUUUUCGGAAGCCAGGUGGUUCAGAAUAGAGAUCCAGUUUUUUUUCGAUUUUUUUCUGUACCUGUUGUAGAUUUUUCUUUGAAUUUUCUUAACUGAGAGGGUUGUUUUUCUGUCCCUCAGGUUGAUUAAUGGUUCUAGGUUUUAGAAGAUACUUGUAGAAAAGAAAGCUUUUUUUAUUUUAGGGUUUCAAAUUUCGGUUUCUUUUUUUCUGAAACCUUUGCCUGUUCUUUGGUUUUGUUAAGAAACAGGUGUGCUUUUUUUUUUUUUGGUAGCAAUCUUGCUUUUUCUCUUAUUUGCUUGAUUCAGAAGUCAUGGCAGCAGCUAUAGAUAUCUACAGUAAUAGACCUGUAUUAUCAGAUCCCUUCAGAGAGGAGCUCAUGAAAGCACUGGAGCCUUAUAUCAACAGUGCUUCAUCUGCUUCCUCUGCAACUCCUUCAACUUCUUCUUCAUCUCCUACUCCUUCUUCUUCUUCUUACCCCUUCUGCUCUUUCUCUUCUCAACCCCAGUUUUACCCUGAUUCUUGCUCGACAUCGACUACCCAAAUGUUUUCUCCAGGGUUCUCGAUCGAAGGCCAGUUUGGUCCAGAGCAAUCAGGUUCAUCAAUAGGGCUAAAUCACCUCAACCCUUCACAAGUUCAGCAGAUUCAAGCCCAGAUCCAGUUCCAACAUCAACAGCAACAGAUGGCUGCCAUGGCUGCUGCUUCCAUCCAGAACCAGAGGCUCAGGCAGUAUCAGUCGCAGCAACAACGUACCCUGAAUUUCCUCGGCCCGAAAGCAAUCCCGAUGAAGCAAGUGGGUGGUUCAUUAGCAAAACCCACGAAGCUCUACAGAGGGGUAAGACAAAGGCAUUGGGGGAAAUGGGUUGCAGAGAUCCGGCUACCUAAGAACCGUACUCGGCUUUGGCUAGGCACUUUCGACACAGCUGAGGAUGCGGCUUUGGCCUACGAUAAGGCUGCUUACAAGCUCAGAGGAGAGUUCGCGAGGCUUAACUUUCCCGAUCUCCGACACCAAUUAAAUGUUGGAGGGGAGUUCGGCGAUUACCAGCCCUUGCAAUCCUCCGUUGAUGCAAAGCUUCAGGCUAUUUGUCAAAGCCUGGCUAGUUCGCAGAAACAGGGGAAAGCAGGGAAGCCUGCGUUCGCUUCUGAGCCGAAGGAGGAGAUUGAUGGGCAGUCGCAGUCACAAGCGAGCUCGACAGUAACAACUGUGCCUCAGCCGAAUAUGGGUUUGGAUACAUCAUCGGAAGGCGAAGUGGGUUUUCUGGGAAUGAAAGAUUGUAAGGUGGAGGAUGCAUCAUCGCCAUCGUCGACAGAGACUGAGGAGUCUGCGGGCUCUUCUUCACCUGAAUCUGAUUUCAAGUUCCCAGAUUUCAACGAGCCACCAUGGGAUGAGUCGGAGAACUUCAUUUUGCGGAAGUAUCCAUCAUGGGAGAUCGAUUGGGAAGCUAUCUUGUCCUAAAUUUUCUUUUGUAUUGGCAUCGUCCCUCUUUUUUAUUUGGGAUCUUGUUUCCUUAUCUUAGUUAGGUGGGUACUUUUCAAUAAUUUCUGUUUUUUGUUCAUGGGUAUGAAGAAUCAACAUUGGUAUCUCCGGUAGCUACUGCAAUGAAUUUUUGAGAUUUGCAGAGCUUGCUAGGGGAGUCUGGUUAGGUUCAGUUUAGUGGGUUAUAAGGAGUUCAUGUUAAUAUGUCUCAUCUCUCCAUCCUGGUCUACUGGUUUUUUCUUGGUUGGCCAGGGUUUAGUUGCUAUUAUGUAAUUUUCCCUCUUACCUUUUCUGCAGCAGUCUAAUACAGUAGAGAUGUAAUUAUUUUCUUCUUGAA